GCUUUUCUUCUUCUUUGGAUGGGUGGGGCUACGUACCUGAACGAAACGAAGCGUUUUUGCCCAAACGUUGUGUGGUUGUUCUCUUUUAGAAAUGGCCGUGUAUUUGGAGCUUUAAGUAACUUGGCGUCAUCAACUUGACGGUAUGAACCAUCAGCCCCGUACAAACCGGGGGCACCGGGAUAGAAACGGGGAUCCAGGGGAGCACCGACAACACAGACACGACCGGGACCCACAUGCUCAGAGACCACCGCCAAGUGACAGGUCCUCUUCCCGGCCUCCAUACUACCCCAGGGACACCACGCCCCCUCCCAAACAUGCGCGCGACGUACCACGAGAGGAGCACCGUGACUCCAAAUGCACUCACAUCUGCUCAAGGAGAGGAAUUGUGCUUAUCUGCUCUGUGCUGACCAACAGCCUGGUCCUGAUCUGCGUGGUGGCAGCUCAGAUGGUGACCUCGGGUAUCUCUGCCAUGGGCGGACUUGGCAGCUUCAACAUCAACUCAAACUUCAACCUGCAGGGCACCGAGCUGAAACAGGUGCGUGACUUGGACAUGCAGUACAGCCAGAUGAGGGCCCCUGGCAUCUACGGAGGCAUCACCUUCAGCCUCACUUUCGGGGUCGUCUCGCUGCUGUUUGUGGUCUCCGGAAACAAACCUCCCCACCUGCUGCCACAAAAGCUCCUGAUCGGAGCAGUGGUGUUCCAGGGGGUGGGAGCAGCGGCGUACGUGGUGGCCGUGGGGCUCUACCUGCAUUUCGUCAUUGGGGUCAAUUCCACAGAGGUGUGUCAGCGGCGAGAGCGGAUUUACGCACGCAACGGCUACACCUGGAUGAACUGUGACGUGGGUGGGGCGGACGCGGCCGUGGCUCUGUUCGGUCUCUUCACUGCCAUUCUGUACGCUGCUGGAACGGUGAUCACGUUCCAAACCAUCCGUGGAGUGAAACGCUUCCUCCGGGAGCGUAAACAACACGAGGCGGAGAGACGGCAGCCCAGCUCCAGCCCGCAAAGGGCGCCGUUGCGGCCCGAAACAACCGCUGUGUGAGGGUCAAGAAUGGACUUUGCAGGGACUGGGCCUGUUUUGUGAUUUUAUUUUUUUCUUUCUCCUUCUAAUGAGCUGUGAAUGCGGUCUUUUUUAUAUCAUGUUUCCGUGUCCUUGCAAAGCCUGUGCGUUGCGAAGGGUUUUGGCAUAAAAAUGAUUUAAACUUAAAGCUGUGUUAUAAUUGAACAUGUUUUUUUUUUUUUAAUCAAAGAGACUUUAAGUGGAAAGUUUCUGAUGUUGCAGUCCAUUUUUUUAGGUUGUUUUCCAGUACAUUCGUUUAUCCAAAUAAAUCUGUAUU
Messenger RNA from Lampris incognitus (smalleye Pacific opah), 1334 nucleotides. RefSeq lists its product as uncharacterized. The transcript is spliced from 4 exons. Gene Ontology annotation, cellular component: membrane. The coding region runs from base 143 to 1039 and encodes 298 amino acids. The record is from RefSeq and is a predicted model, not a curated record. Lineage: Eukaryota; Metazoa; Chordata; Actinopteri; Lampriformes; Lampridae.